GUCGCCUGAAGAGGCAUCUGCUCGAAAGCUCUGAAGCUGAAACUCGACGCGCACGGAGACGUUUUAACAUAGAAACCCAUUGUAAAUGGGUUUAUCAAUACAACACACGCUUCUUUCGCGAAAUUUGUCCUCACCUAGAGUCUGUGUUGGAUGGAUUACAACGUCCACGUCUCACCGAGAAGCCUUGCGACGCCCUGCGAGCAGUAGCAGCGAUAGCCUGGUCAGUGACGCUGGAGAACACUGUGAUUUGACUCUGCAAUGGCGGUCUUUAGUCACCAGGCGCUCCUGGCAGUCACCAGAUCAAGAGGAUCAUAUUUGUUGACCAAGAGGCACAGCUGCUCCUCUCUGUCAUCCAAAGCCUACCUCCACACAGACUUUCCCCACCACAUCCCUUCUUGGUCUUCUCUCCGACACUCCCGCUGCAGCUACCCCCACCGCGCCUGGGUUCACUCCUACAGCCGUGGCGACAGCUCCGUCCUGCUCGCCCGUGCGCUUCACUUCUCGGGUGUUGGGCUCCAGGAUGUAAAACCGGACGACACGAAAACCUCUCCUGCAGCUGCCCAGGAUGCUCCUAUGGGAGAUAAAAAAGACUCUGUGUUGGUCACAACUGACUCUCAGCCUCCAUCAGCUCCCACUCUGACGUCCACUGCUCCGGCCACAGCGCCGGCGGCCAUCCUUCCCGCACAGGAAAAGGCAAUUGUGAAAAAAUCUCUGUAUCAGAGGAUUGUGGAUGAGUUGAAGCAUUACUAUAAUGGCUUCAGAUUACUGGGCAUCGACACCAAGAUCGCUGUCAGGAUGGUGUGGAGGCUGCUGCAUGGACAGCUGCUAACACGCAGGGAGAGGAGGAGGCUGAUGAGGACCUGCGCUGACCUUUUCCGCUUGGUGCCCUUCAUGCUGUUUAUCAUCGUUCCUUUUAUGGAGUUCCUUCUCCCCGUUUUCCUCAAGCUUUUCCCAGAGAUGCUGCCCUCGACCUUUGAGACGGAGUCUAAAAAGGAAGAGAAGCAGAAGAAGGGUCUGGCUGCAAAGCUGGAACUGGCGAAGUUUCUCCAGGAGACCAUCGCUGAGAUGGCCCGAAGAAAUAAAGCUAAAGCUCAGACUGAAGAUGAGACUCAGAGAUUCUCCAAAUAUGUUCAAAAGGUUCGGGGUACAGGUGAGCAGCCCUCUACUAAGGAGAUUGUUCGCUUUUCAAAGCUAUUUGAAGAUGAACUGACCCUGGAGCACCUAGAGCGUCCCCAGCUGGUGGCUCUGUGCAAGCUGUUGGAGCUUCAGCCCAUAGGCACAAACAACCUGCUGCGUUUCCAGCUCAUGAUGAAACUAAGAAAUAUUAAGUCUGAUGACGAGAUGAUUGCAGCAGAGGGCGUGGCAGCCAUGAGUGUGUCAGAGCUGCAGGCGGCGUGUCGUAGUCGUGGGAUGAGGUCUCUGGGUCUCACCACAGAGCAGCUACGUCAGCAGCUGCAGCAGUGGCUGGAUCUGCACCUGAAGGAGAACGUCCCUCCAUCGCUGCUUCUGCUCUCCAGAGCCAUGUAUCUGACCGACCUCAAACCCAAACCCCACGUCAUCCCGCCUGUUCCCAAACUAGAGAAGGCCGCAACUCCAGAAAACUCAGCAGCUAAUCCAGCCUCUACCAGCCCAGAGUGUUUGGCCGACCCUGCCGUCAUCAUCAAAGACAGGCCGACAGAGGAGCUUCAGGACAAAGCCCCUGUGGUGCUGGACAAACCUUUAACUCCUGCUGAGGUCCUUCAGGCUAAAGCAGCAGCAGAAGUGUCCCAGAAGAGCAAAAUGAGUGCCAAUGGUGUGUGAAGAGGGAUGAGGAAACUGCAGGACUGACUCGCACAUAGAGGAAGAGGAUGUGUCAGAUGUUCCAGUGUUUGGCUCCUUUUUUUUUGGUUUCAUCUUCUAAUGGAGCCUCUGCUUUACCUCCCGUUUGUCUUGUUAAUCCUGCUUUAUCUUGAUAAGGUAAAACAAAGACGACGAUGUCUCUGAUGUGAGAUCUUGGAAGUCACUCAGACCGUUCUUGGUCGCUGCUCUGUAGCUAUCCCAUAAGUCCCCCCCCCCUUAUUCCUGUGUGUAAAUUUGUAAAUAGUUUGUAUAUUUUCUCUGUCUUGCACCACAGAAGAAGCAGCUUUGUACAGUUUGCUAUGCAAAAGGCCAGCACUUUGUCUCCUAUGAGUUGGGUUUUAUUUGCCGGCGUUUUAAGAAAAAAAAGCAGAACCUUUUGGUUCUUGUUGACCCACAUUUAAUUUUCUGUUGUAAUCGUCCUAAUGGAUCAUAUUAAUCAACAUGUCAGAAAUCCGUAUUUUUCUGUUUCUCUACUGAGUAACAGUUUCUAUGUGGUCCUCAGUGGCUUGAAUAAGCAAAUGAAAAACUGUUCCAGAAAGGAGGAGUUUCCAUCAGAUGCGGGCGGUCUCUCUCUCUCUCUCUUACUGCUUUGCCACUGAAAUGACAAUCUGUACAAAAAAUGUGCAGAUAUCUAUUAUUGUUUUGCUCUUUUUUGUAUGUUUUGUGUUUCAAUGGUAAAAAGUCGAACUCUCCUUAAAGUUAUAGAAUAUACUCCAAGUGAUCCAUGUAAAGCUGCUGAUCUAUAGGAGGAGAAGCUGAAGUUCUGAAGCCACUGAUAAGAUUUAUAUUUUGUAUUGUGGUAAUAAAAGGGUUAAAUGUUAUUAAAUACCUUUUGAUAUUCUCCCAGUUACCUGUGCAAACCCUGCCAGCAAUGCAGCUAUAAUAGGCUAAAUUCUGUUCAGCCAUUAACACAUCCUGUAAUUAUCAGCUAAAUGAGAGGAUGUCUUUUAACCAUUUUGGCUUCAGAUGUCCAGUUAUCACACACUGG
Messenger RNA from Cyprinodon variegatus (sheepshead minnow), 2827 nucleotides. RefSeq names its product leucine zipper-EF-hand containing transmembrane protein 2 (gene letm2). NCBI's taxonomy places the organism in Eukaryota, Metazoa, Chordata, Actinopteri, Cyprinodontiformes, Cyprinodontidae. Gene Ontology annotation, biological process: intracellular monoatomic cation homeostasis. Bases 259 to 1800 code for a protein of 513 amino acids. Gene Ontology annotation, cellular component: mitochondrial inner membrane. The transcript has 11 exons. Gene Ontology annotation, molecular function: ribosome binding. The record is from RefSeq and is a predicted model, not a curated record.